UGAACAUCGGCUGGUUCCGCCUCUCUCCUCCCGACCACACUCGGCUGAUCCCGUCACGGAGCGUUCAAGUGGAGGAGGAGAGAGAAGAGGAGAGGAGGAGAAGAAGAGGAGAGCCGAAGAAUACAACAAGUCAACCAUAGUUAAACAUUGACUUCGGACCAUCAGCGGAAAGUGAAAGCGGCGCGACCCCGGCAGCUCAGACGUCGACAGCAGCGUCCAUGUAGAGCCAGCUCUCCCCGGUCUGUGGUGUCAACACACGGCUGGAGUUGUGGCAUUGCGCCGGGAGCGACGGAGCAGAGCAGAGGGAGAGAAAGAGAAAGAAAGAAGGGGCUCUCCUCCCUGUCUGUGGACGGAGAGAGUGUGGGCUCCGGUGGAAGGAGACACGGCGACACCUGAGUGCACGUUACCCGGCCAGUGUUAUAUUACCCAGGAUGUCUUCAAAGCCUCACAGUGCCAAUAACAUCGCCCAUACCCGGCGGAUGGUGCAGCAGCUGAGAAUAGAGGCAAGCAUUGACAGGAUAAAGGUUUCCAAGGCCUCUGCAGACCUCAUGAACUACUGCAGCGACCAUGCGAGGAACGACCCUCUCCUCAUGGGCAUCCCCGCCUCAGACAAUCCCUUCAAGGACAAAAAAACCUGCACUAUAUUGUAGUGGAUGCCACUUAGCCUUUCAUGUGUUUAUUUUUGCUUAUUAAUGUUGCUGUUUGUCUUUGUGUAGGGAGGAGCGAGGGAUUUUCUCUAAAGUUGUAAACAUUGAGGUGUUCUGUGGCUGCACUGUACUAGUAAAGCCAUGUAUUGGUAUUAUUCACUGAAGCGAUUGACCCCGGCACAGCUCGACCUCUGGCCACUGAUGAGACUUUGGCUGCAUGAGUUGUGAUGGCAUCAGUUACAUUAUUAUCGACAGCAGACGUCGUUUUCUGAAUAUGUGAACAGCUCCGACAUUCCUCAGUGGUGGAUUUUGUCCCUAAUCCGUCACACACACAGUCUCAUCACCACUAGGAAGUGACUGUCGUUGCCUGUCGUUGACUGUCGUUCCCUCUGAUUCCAUUCAGUCAACGUUUCCCUCCCAUCCUUGAGAAGUCCUCUCCCAAAAGUAUUUUACAGAUUUGAAUUCAAGGUUUACAUUGAGCUUCUACUCAAUUGUGACCAUUAUGUAUCUUUGAUUGGGUAAAAUCAAAUAAGUAAAUCAAAGUAUUCUGCCAGCCAUCGUACUCUGACUUGUCCACAUCUCAUUUAUUUCACCAGCUUCCUGUCUGUUAUUUGCAGUAUGGUCACCAUGAUACAGUGUUGUCUUCAGCUGGUUCAGUCAAGCAUCAGGUCCCGUAUGAAGAUCUUUGAUCCCUAUGUCCUUUGACAGUGUGUUAGCAUCAUGUUGAAGAAUCUUAAUUUUACGAGAAUAAAAUCAUAAUUUUGAAGAAAGAACCACCCAGACUUGAAGGAAGUUGCCUCUUUUGUGGAGGAGGACAAGGUUCUCCUUUCUGGUUAUGCCUUAAAAAGGUUUUUCUUUAUUCUCAUAAAUUUACAUCUUUUUUCUCGAAAGAUUUCGAGUUUCUUUUCAAUUAUGGCUCUAUUCUCGAAAUCUCUGAAUUUCUUUUCUUCCACAUUGCUCUAAUACUCCGUCGCAGAUUCAGAUUCAAGCCAUUAGGAUAAAAUGACCCGAGUGCUGUGAUGCUGUUGCUACACACAACGUACAGAGUGAAUGAAGCUUUCGUGACAAUGCUUCAUCAUAUUAAUGUAGUGCUUAUAUUUAAUUUCAUGUCUCUCGUCGGCUGUCAUUGUGUAAAGAAGAUCUUGGGUCAAAGCCAAACCAACGAUUCUGCCUUUGAUAACAUUUAAUUGUGCGUCUGAAUAUUUUAAUCAGUUCCCUCUGAUAAGUGUCUGUGGUACGAUAUUUUUAGAAAGCUGACGUGUUACACUGUGAGCUACGAGUACUUCCUCAUCAAAACAAGUGACUUAUCGAAUGUGCAUGUCGUUGUGUUUUUGGUGCAAGUAUUGUCGUCUGUGGCCGUUUCUAUUAAUGAUUAAACCACUAUCUCAAAUUUGUCUUUUUGUUAUGAAAACCGUAACAAUUGUGUCGGUGUGGGUCUUAAAUCUUCAGCCUAACAUGUCCUGAUGUUGAUUUUGCUACAGUGGAAUAUUCUGGAUACUCCGAAUUCCAAUAUCCUUACACUCUAAAGCCUUACUUAUAUUUGCCUUGUGUCAUGAAGGACAAUCUUAAUGGGAAUAUUUUUGUUAAAAUUAAAAAAGAUGUAUUUAAAAUGGGCGGUGAAAGUGAUUUGUGACAAUGUUGUGCCAUCUCUCUCUGUCUACAUGUCACUUUUCAGCAGGUUUGGUAUUGUUGCCUUCUCCACCCUCAGGUCUUCACAUCCGUAAAAUCUAGUGUUAUAACCCAACUGUGUUUUUUGUGAUCUCAUCUCUAACAGUCGGUUCUUUUUAUUGCAAUAAAUCAAGCUUGUACACCUAAAAAAAAACCUGUUUAAAUCUGCAUUUUCAUAAAUGUCUUUAUUAAUACACCGACCUUUGUUUAAAGACUCAUCUAUGAUUGUUAAAGUGAAGCAUUCCUAAAGUACAGAACUGUACUAAUCUCUCAAUAAAGAUGUGUUGUGCUGCACAGUCA
Molecule: messenger RNA, 2615 nt
Organism: Hippoglossus stenolepis (Pacific halibut)
Lineage: Eukaryota; Metazoa; Chordata; Actinopteri; Pleuronectiformes; Pleuronectidae
Gene: gng12a
Product: guanine nucleotide binding protein (G protein), gamma 12a
Exons: 3
Coding region: 432-650 (72 amino acids)
Biological process (GO): G protein-coupled receptor signaling pathway
Cellular component (GO): heterotrimeric G-protein complex
Molecular function (GO): G-protein beta-subunit binding
Source: RefSeq, a predicted model, not a curated record